GUAAAAAUGUAUCUAAAGGUGCUAUAUUUUUGCAGUCCAAGUUUUUAUCACUUUAUGCUGAUUACACUGUGAAUUUCAACAUUUUCAAAAGUCUGGCUUUUAAUUUAAUAAAAAAAUUUAAUGAGUGUGGAAAAAGAAAAGUGUUCUUUCUUACUAGAUAUAAACAUUUUUUGGAUCAAAAUCAACAAUGCAAAUAUCUCUUAUUAGAAAAAGAUUCUGAAAAAGAGAUUAGAACACAUGAGGAAGAACUGCUAUUAAUUAGAAAAGGUGAAAAUCUGAUUAACCAGGGUAAUCAACUUAUCAAGUAGGGUGAGCGUAAAAUAAAAGAAGGGGAAUUACUGCUUUGUACUCAUGGAUCCAAUGUUAACAGUGUACCAUGCUGAGUACCUAAUUCAUCUGCAGUCAAUACAUCUUGUACACCAAAACCUAGAAAGUCUUUUAUUAAGCUUACAAACAGGAUGAAGCGUAAAAGAACAGAUAGUCUUAGAGAGCAAGAGGUGGAAGAACUGCAACAUGCUGUCAAAAGGUUCAAAUCUAAUUCUUCUACUGAUGGUAGGGCUAUUUUAUAUGGUUCAAAUUUGUCAUUGCAAGCUCUUUGUAAUUUGAAACUUACAGAUAGAACAUGGACUGAAUUUAAAAAUAUAGUGACUCAUAAUUGUCAUCUUGUUUCUCCAGGUUUAACCAAGUUGAAGCAAUACAAAAAAUUGACAUAUCCAGAACAGGUUGAAUAUUCUGAAACCGAAGUAAAAUGUUGUCUUUUCCAUAUGAUAAAGCAUUCAGUUUCUAGAGUGUUUGAAUAUCUUUUGGAUUAUGAAAGUAACUGCAUAAUGAGUUUAUCACAAGAAGAGUGUGAUAAUAUACAAAUUAUUUGCAAAGUAGGAGGUGAUGGUCAAAGUGAUCAAUCUGAGUUUCAAAAUUCAGCAACUAUGAAAAGAGGUGUAGAUGAUCGUUCUGUGUAUAGUAUAGUGUUUGUACUGCUGGAGAUCCGAAGUGGAGAAAAAAUAAUAUGGAAAAAUUUAAUUCCAUAGUCCAGAUGCAACCCGUCAUCUUCUUUUUUGUUUUGCAAAAGAGA
Messenger RNA from Hydra vulgaris (swiftwater hydra), 1072 nucleotides. The record is from RefSeq and is a predicted model, not a curated record. Lineage: Eukaryota; Metazoa; Cnidaria; Hydrozoa; Anthoathecata; Hydridae.